Alligator mississippiensis (American alligator) is the source of this 3499-nucleotide messenger RNA. It is a transcript of the gene PEX2, whose product is annotated as peroxisomal biogenesis factor 2. Gene Ontology annotation, cellular component: peroxisomal membrane. Bases 1305 to 2246 code for a protein of 313 amino acids. Gene Ontology annotation, molecular function: zinc ion binding. The record is from RefSeq and is a predicted model, not a curated record. Gene Ontology annotation, biological process: protein import into peroxisome matrix. The transcript has 3 exons. NCBI's taxonomy places the organism in Eukaryota, Metazoa, Chordata, Crocodylia, Alligatoridae.
ACACUUGCCAAUCAAGCAGCCCGGCGAUGCGCGUUGCGGGAUGCUGUAGCGCUCGGGGCCGCUCUAGGACAGCGCCGGGCGGCCCCUCCAUGGUAUUUCCUGCUUGGGGAGCGACCCGCCCCGCCCUUGGCACGCGCCGCGCUAGGCACCGGGCGCGCUCUCUAUGAUCCGGGCUGCAAACCGGCUCCCGCGUCAGCUUCCCCCGGCCCCGGCCCAACCUAGUGGGAGCUCCCCGUUGGGACGCAGCCUGCCGGAGAAUAGCAGCGCCUGCCGUUACGCGCUCCGGCCCUGGGCGGGGGCCAGGCCCGCAGCAGAGAUACCAAAUUGUAUAAUUGCUGCAUUUGUAGAACCAGUACUGAUUCAAAUGAUAUAAUGUAUAACAACACAAUGAAAGGAUUUUGAAUGGGGAAAAGUGAUCAGAGGAGAUCUUAAAUUGUUAGUAAAGGAAAGAAGUGGAUUUAAAAAAAACAAACAGUAAAAUGAGAAGCCAUGGUGGUAAACCCAACUGUGAUGGUCCCUCAGAGACUCAAAUUUCUCCCCACUGUGCUACAACUUGCCCCAAGGAACAAACUGAGAAUGCAUUUACCCCAGCAAGCCUCAACUCUACUGCCAUUAUAUGCCAGACCCUGCAAGUGGAAUGAGAGUACCUCUGCCUGUUGGAAGGAGAAUUUUGAAGACAUUCUCAAUUGAGACUGUUGUUCACGAGAGUGUUCGCAACUCCAUCCCACAACACCCAGUCAAAGACUACCUCUAAAUCCCUCCAGCCCUUGACAAGUGGAGGAAAGCCAUCAAGCAGAUGAAGAACUACAAGGCAUCUGGAACUCUUGGAAUCCCUGCUGAAAUCUUCAAGGCGGGGGGAGCUGACAUCACAGCUCCUGCCCUCAUCUCUAGGAUUUGGAAUGAUGAGGAAAUCCCAGAUGACCUCAAGGAUGCCAUGAUUAUGACAGUCUCCAAGACAGGAGACAAGUUCAACUGUGGAAAUUAGAGAUUGCCUUGCUGUCUACCACAGGAAAGAUCAUUGCAAGAACCCUCCCUUCCACUUGCUGAAUAUCUCCUCCUAGAAUCUCCAUGUGGAUUUAGGGCAUCAAGAGGCACAACUGACAUGAUCUUCACAGCUGCAGGAAAAAUGCGGGAAACAACAUAAACCUCUCUAUAUGGCCUUCUUUGACCUCUUAACCUCUGAGGUUAAGAUGGGAGUUAAGCAGGACUGUGUUAUGGCUCCAACACUCUUCUCAAUAUUCCUUACUGUGAUGCUACAGCUGACUACAAACAAGCUUCCAGCUGGAGUGGAGCUAAACUACUGAAUGGAUGAAAACAGUGGCGAAGACAUGGCUGCUAGUGACAGUAAUGCUGAGAGUGUGAAUCCUGUGCUCAGAGUAAGUCAGCUGGAUGCUCUUGAACUAAACAAAGCCCUGGAGCAAUUGGUUUGGUCUCAGUUUACCAACUGUUUUCAUGGAUUUAAACCAGGGGUGCUGGCACAUUUUGAACCAGAAGUAAAAGCAUUUUUAUGGCUUUUCCUGUGGAGAUUCACCAUCUAUUCUAAGAAUGCAACUGUGGGACAGACUAUUCUGAAUAUUCGGUAUAAAAAUGACUUGUCUCAGACAGAGAAAUACCAGCCAUUGAGCAAACACCAGAAAUUAUGGUAUCUUAUUUGCAGUGUUGGUGGAAGGUGGUUGGAAGAAAGAUGCUAUGAUUUAUUCAGCAAUCGUCACCUGGAGUCUUUCUGCAAAACCAAACAUUUUAUUAAUUUUGUUGCUGGACUUCUAAAAAUUGGUGGACUACUAAACUUUCUGGUCUUUCUUCAGAAUGGAAAAUUUGCAACACUGACAGAACGUAUUUUAAAAAUUAGAUCAGUUUUUUGUCGGCCUCAGAAUGUUCGCCAAAUAGGAUUUGAGUACAUGAACAGAGAACUUUUAUGGCAUGGCUUUGCUGAAUUUCUAAUCUAUCUCCUGCCUCUUAUUAACAUGCAGAACCUGAAAGUCAGAAUUUCUUCUUGGUGUUUACCUAUUGCAGGCCUUUCCAAUAGCGAAAACACUUUAGUAAACUACUGCAAGGAAUGUUCUCUAUGUGGAGAAUGGCCUACUAUGCCUCACACCAUAGGCUGUCCACAUGUUUUCUGCUACUAUUGUAUUAAAAGCAACUAUUUAUUUGACAUGUAUUUUACCUGUCCCAAGUGUGGUAUGGAGGUACACAAUCUUCAGCCACUGAAAUAUAAAAUUGAAAUGACAGAAGUACACUCCCUCUAGAGUUUUUCUGCACUGCACAUGAAGUGCGCACUUUAUUCUAAAGUGCAGAAUACUCAGAACCACUGUUAAGUUGAUCUUUUUUAAUUGUUUGUUUACAGCAGAACUUUUCCUGUUUUAUUUACAAUAGAUUAAAGUCCUUAUUGCUAUUAAUUUAGAUGUACAAAUGAUAAAUCGUAAUUUAACAAAUAUUCCAAUAUCAGAGGUCAGUGGGAAUAUAUUAUUUGUAGUUAUCUACAUAGUUAAUCAUUUUAAUCAGCUGCCUUACAUAAUCAUUAUAGAAAACUUUCAGAUGUUAUAAUUCAUGCAACAGAUUCACCACAUCGCCGGAAGAAAAUGGAGAGCUGUAAAGCAGGAAAUAGUAGCAAAAACCUGUUCACAUUCAAUCUAUUGUAACCAAGCUUGCAAGUAUGUCAUUCAGUGUCAUUCAGACUUUUUUUUUUUUUUUGCAAGUGUGCACUGUUAAUCCAGUGUUGUUCAGUCACUUUAAAAUAUGCACAGCAGUAAAUCUUAUCCCAAUGACUGUUUAAUUUCUCUGGAUAUGCCAUUUCAGGAUAUUAAAUGAAUGCCACUUCACCUGUUAUAAGUUUUGGGGUGCUUUUGUUGGUUUUAUGUACUUAUGUAUAGCAUCAUAUACUACAGAGCUAAGCAUGAGUUUCUCUUAUUAAUUUUCUUCAUUGUGCCACAACACUAUAGAUAUCAUCAGUUUUAGUGCAGCUUUAAAGACCAUCAAACAAAAUGAUAGCUAAUCAGAAUUUUUUUUCUCCACAAUUACUGAUUUGUUUUAAACUAUAUAGUUAAGUGAAAUUUCACCUCUGUUGGGGUCAAAACUCCCAUUGAUACAGCCAGAAUUUCAUCCAAAGUAUCCAGAAAGCAUUUGUCAUUAAAUUAACAUUCUAGGUCUAAAACUUCAGUACUUGGCUACUUCUUCGCAUUGUUAAGAUAAUACAUAUACAUUAUUAUUUUUUAAAUAGGAUCUUAAUUGUUCUGGUGCAUUGCAGCAUUAACAAUUCAAAAAUGUAUUUAUUAUGAUAUGAAAGAUUUGCCAAUAAAAAGACUCAGAGAUAACCAAAGGAUAGCUGCUUUUUUAGGUUUACUUAUAGUCUGAGUAAAAUGCCACUCUAAGCAUUAUAUUCUCAUCUAAAAGCUCAAAUAAAAGAUCUGAUGACAUGUACCAUAAUCUAAAUGUUCAAGCCCCUGUUCAAUGUUACUUAUAAAAAGAGGACUAAAUAAAUUAAAAGCUUUGUUUAGUUUUC